Volvox carteri f. nagariensis is the source of this 3927-nucleotide messenger RNA. RefSeq lists its product as uncharacterized. Lineage: Eukaryota; Viridiplantae; Chlorophyta; Chlorophyceae; Chlamydomonadales; Volvocaceae. Bases 1 to 3927 code for a protein of 1308 amino acids. The record is from RefSeq and is a predicted model, not a curated record. The transcript has 16 exons.
AUGGUCGUGGUGGUGGUGAUGGUGGUGGUGGUGGUGGUGCUGCUGCUGCUGCUGCGACAGCCCGGAGUGGUGCUGGUGGCAGUGGCGCGGGUGGAGGUAGAGGCAGUGGUAAAGGGCAGUGGAGGCCGCCUUCUGUCGGACCGGACGGCGCCUUUCAGAAACGCCUCAAACUCCAACGGUCUUAACGUCCUACCGGUCCUCAACGAUAACGGCGCUUCCAGCGACAAUAACGGUCACAACAACUUCAACUACCAGUACAGCGGCAGCAACCCGCAGGUCAACGGCAACAACGUUGUGCAUUUGGAGCCCCCAUCGAGGUGCUGUCCGGACGUGGUGAUGAGAGACGGUGGCGACGACGGCGGCGGCGGCGGCGGCCGCGGCGGCAGCCCCGAGGAGGGCAGCAGCGGCCACAUGAACUUCCCUUGGAUGCGAUCGCUGCAGCAACACCAGCAGCAUCACCUACAGCCCGGCGGCCCGGGUGCAGCGGGGCUGCCGGGGCUGCCUUCUAGAACCCUGAUUGCUUUCCCAUCGCUGCACGGCGGCAAGCCGGCGGCGGCGGCGGCGACGCCACACCUGACCUGGGACCAGCAGCGGCAGCAGCGACCUGAGGUGCUGACGGCGCCGCUGCCGGCAGCGGCGGUGACCUCCUCGAUGUACGGCGGCGGCAUCGCUGCAGUCGCCGCCAGUGCCGCCAGCGGUAACGUCACGUUGAACAACGCAACGACGGGUCGGUUGCUGGCGGGUGCCAGUGCGCCGCCGCAAAUCUUCAGCGCGGCGCCGCCGUCGGUGGUGGUGGCGCUGGACCCUGCGGAACUGCCCGGCAUCCAUGACCCCGCCCUGGAGAGACAGCUCCAGGAUAUCGUCACCUCGGCGCGGCUUGAGGGGCUAGGAUGGUACGGCAGACCACCGGGAUCGGGGACGAAUAUGUCGCCGUACUUGCCUACCGGGAACGAGGGGGCCAGCGGCUUUGCCGACGUAGCUGGGCCGCCGUCACAGCAGGCGCAUUACUCGCUUGCCAGGGGGGCCCCCGGCCCGGCCGGGUUCGACGGCAGCGGCGGCGGCGGCGGCGGUCGCCACGCGUGUACGGGAUCAGCGGCGAUUGGCGGCGGGGGGAGUCAUCAGGUUCGUGGUCGUGGUGUUGCUGGAGCCGCUUGCACGGCUGCCGCAAACGGCACGGCGGCGGCGGCGGCGGCGCCGUCAGCGCCGGAGCCGUCUCUUGCGACGGCGCUUUGGUACCAUCGCCAGGCAGCAGACGAUGUCGGCGAUGUUGGCGGCACUGCCGGCGGCUGGGUGCAGCCCAAGUCCAAGCCGGGCGGCCAGAACGGCGCUGCCAGCGGCAGCAGCGGCAGUAGCCUGGAGACGUGCAUGCAUUACCUUUCGCAGCAGCCCCCGCAGCAGCAGGUACCGCAGCACUCGUACGGGUACGAGUACGGCGACGUCGGUGCCGGCGGCAGCUACGGUGGCGGCGCCGCUAGCCCCGCGACUCACGGCCCCGGGUCCGCCGGCGGUCGGGGCCACCGUGCGGUGGGGCUCGGACGAGGGGGCGCCCUUCGGGGACUGCUCGGCUACCGCUCCGGGGAGCCUGACCAGCUAGUCCGUAUGGCGCUCAAGCUCACAAGCAGAGCGCCACAUGAGUUAGAACCUUCGACCAUCGCGUCGCUACGGAGAAUGCUGUCCGUGUACGACAAACUGCAGAGCGUCCAGGGCUACGUACGGCCCGGCAGCGGCGGAGGCGGCGGAGGCGGCGCCGUGUCCGCGGGUUCACCCUCGAGCAGCUCCUGGUGGUAUGAAUCCGACUCGGGCAGCUGUCAGGGCAUUCGUACGACGGCCCUCGCGGAGGCGGGCCUCGCUGUCUUGAAAGAACGGCUGCGGCCGCUCCCCCUGGAUGGGGAAGCUGCGGCGGCGGCGGCGGCGGCGGCGGUGGAGGGCAGGGUGGAGGGCGGGGUGCGGGGCCGUCUGGGCGGCUUGCGGGCUCUGACCCUGAGCCGAGUCCUGUUGGAGAGGAGGUCUUGCGAGGGCGGGGUGGUGGGAGCGGAGGCUGUUCUUCGGAGCCCCGAUGUGCUCGCGGCUCUGCGGGACAUUGCGACUGUCAACGACACCGCCCUGACGUGUCAGCUGGGCGACAUGGCGGUUCGCGUGAGUGAGGAAGGCGACGUGGGGGACGUCCAAAAGCUGCUCGCACUGCCCACCAUCGUCGCUGCUUCGUGCGCGGCAAUCAGCGCAGAUAAACCUGUUACUGAGGUGUUGGUGUACGGCACUAAUCUGGAGCGUUUCGGAAUGGCCUUUUGGGCUCGGAUGCAUGGGGUUUGCUACCAGCUGCAGUUCCGCACCUCCCGGGGCGGGGCAGUGAUGCUGCAGCUGCCCGCGCUGCCCCAGGUGGGGCUGCUCCAACUUGAGGCGGUGUCCCCCGGGGGCGGGGCAGUGGGGCCCAGCUACCCGCUGCUGGUGCUGCCCUCCGCGGGGGCGGUGGAGGAGGUGCACGCACUGGCGCGACUAAUGGGACCGGCGAGCCUCCGCCGGUUCAUCGCCGAUUUCGGUUUCGUGUUGGGUGUGGGUGCGCUGCUCUCCCUGCCCCUCAACGGCAUCACACCUGUGAAGAGCGGCCCCUCCAUGUCCCUGGGCUUGGGGCCGGAGUCAGUCAGCGCCUCUGACUCCACCUCCUCCGCCUUCAAUUCCGCCGUCAACGUGGAUGUGCAGCCUGGGGGGGGCGGCACCUGGGGUUCCACGGAGAGCGCGGACGUCAGCUGCGGCAACACUGGCGACGCCCCUGCUGAGGAAACCAAUAGCAGCAGCGGCCAGCCUGCCGUCGCGAUGGCGGCGUCGCAGGCGACGGCGAUGGCGGCGGCGAUGGCGGCGGCGGCGGCACCGCUGGUGAUGCCGAUGCGACGGCGCGGCGUGUUGAGCCGCGGCGGCAGUCGUACAAGUAGCCGAAACACCAGUCCUGAGAACAGCGGUACCAGGGGUUUGUUUUCGGAGCGCAAUGACCCCACGGAUGCGAUGACUAAUGCAGACGACGAGCAAGUAGUGGAGCUGCUGCUCAGUGCCGGAGCGGUGCGCAGCUUGCUGGACACGAGUGUCACCCUGCUGCACACGCUGGUGGAGCGGCGCAUGCAGCACUGCAUCGCCCUGCUGGUGGACCGGCUGUCCGAGCUGGGGGAGCGCUUUCCCGACAGGGUGCAUGGGGGCCUGGCGCCCCCGCUGGCUCCGGGACCCGCAUUCGUACUGAUGCACGCCGCCGCCCGCGUCGGUGACCUGCGGCUGCUGAUGCCGCUGUUGGCGCUGGAGGGGUUGCUGGGGGAGCAUUGCAGUCUCACGGCGAGAGGAGUCAACGGUGUCACUCCCCUGCACUUAAUAGCGCUACUGCCCCAGGCCCCCUUGCUGGUCAGGUCGCUACAGCGGCUGCAGCCGGGGCUGGAGCAGGCACUGGGCACCCUGGAAGCGGAUGACGGAGUCACGCCCAGCCAGCUCUUUCACAUGAUGCACUCCUGGAAGACUGCCCGCCGACAUGCUGUUGGCGGCAGCGGCGGCGGGGGAGCUGGACUCGCCGGUGGCGGCGGCCGCGAGCGCCUGGACAGUGUGGAGACCGUUCCCCAGGUGUGCACCUUCGUACACGGCAGCGGCGGUGCCGCCGGUGCCGGUGCCGCCGGUGCCGGCGCCGCCAGCGGCAUCGGUGCCGCCACUGCGCGCCUGGUCGGGGUGACGCCGGGAGCGCCUGGUGCUGCGGGCCCCAAGGGCCCCAGGGGGGACCUGCCGCCAUCGCGGCCCUCGUCAUCGUCACCAUUAUCUUUUCAGCAGCAGCCUGGCCGGAACGGACCGUCAUGGUCCGCAACGGCAACGGCAAAACAAGGCCCCAGCGGUACGGCAAUAAAGGUAUCCGGCUCGGAAGCCCCCCCCGCACCCCCCGCAGCACCAGGGCCGCCGGAGUGA